AUGAAAAUGGAGGUCGAUGAGCAGCAAAUGCGAAGCGGUAUCGUAAUGGAGAAUGCUGCUCUCGUACAGCCAGACUGGGAUCUUGCUCUAAAGGAAAUGCCAAAUCCAAAAUUUUUUGUGGGACUCCGGAAACAUCGUCAAAGUUCUGUGUUUGCAAAUGUGGAGAAGAGCGGCGACGACUUCGUAUGUGCCGACAGUGGGAUUCAAAUUACAGUCCAUCAGCCAUGUAACUCAUUACGCUUGCAGUCAUCAGAUGUCAGCACAAAUUUCUUGUCGCCAGUGUCUGAGCUUCGUAAUCUUCACUCCACUUCCAUCCAGUCAGUGGAUGUUUCAUGCUCUGGAAACCUUAUUGUCUCCACCGAUGCGAGCGGAUCUCUCAUUGUUUCCAACGCAAUGAAUGGAACGCUAUUGCGUGACCUCAAGGGUCACAUCAUGGAUGUCUACAAGUGCCGCUUCUUCCCAAGUGGACUAGUAGUUCUUUCUGCUGGUAUGGACAUGACUGUGAAGGUAUGGUCUGUGGAAACUGGACUGUGUCCACGAACGUUCAAAGGGCAUGUGAUGGCGGUUACUGACAUCGCAAUUAUUGGCGUUGGUCGUGAGGUUUUGUCGUGUUCUCAUGAUGGAACAGUGGUCAAGUGGCUGUGCGCCGACGGCUCUCAAGUGGAACAGUGGAAACCUGAAGCAGGACCUUGUAAUGCGAUAGCUAUCAAUAAGGAUUCGGAACUAUUUGCUGUAUGCUGCGAGGCGAAAAAGUGUGUGGUGUACUCUGUAGAAGGACCUACGAUAGCUACGAUCACCACCGACAAUGUACCAACGGCCGUCUGCAUAGAGCAAGAAUGUGACCAUAUCGUCUACAUCGGAGACGAAGAAGGCAUGGUUUCUGUUUACGACACAAAGGCUAAAUCGUUCAUCUAUCGUUUGCAAACUAGUCGCGGUCGGGUGAUGAAAAUAAUGACGAGAGAUGAAGGCUUAUUCAUUGCUUACAGAGAUGGGUCAAUGUGCUGCUACCCUCGUAACUCUUCUUUGACAAACGUUUCGUGCCCUAUAUACGAGUUCACGGGGUCAGAUUGUGAUCCCGUUUAUGAUUUUUGCUUUCAUCAGAAGCAUCUGUUCACUGCGAGCAGGGAUAGGAUAUUACUCUCAUUUCAAAUCAGGAUGUUCAACAAAUGUCUGCAAACGUCGCCGUCGAGGCUGCAGAUACAUCAGCAGCGCUUUAAAACUGUGAAAUUCAAGCCGAAGGUAGCGAAGACUCAUGCACUUAAAACACCUUCGAUGGUGGCACUAGACCACUGUGACUUCUACUAUGGUCCCAUGUUUGGCAAACGCUGGCCAAGCAUUCGCCUGGGACUGCUCACUCCCAAUAAGUAUAUAGCAGUUAUGAAUACAUUUUCAAAUGAGUGCGAUACCCAUGAAGAACUUCUGAAAAGUUCUAAUACGAUAGAUCUCUUGGCGAGAAUUCGUGGAAAAACUGCAGCUGAGCGCAUAGAGGAAAAGAAACAGCGAGUGGACAGUUGUGCUAAGAAGGAAACAGAAAUCGUGCUAAAAGAGAUGGACGUAUAA
This is a messenger RNA of Cooperia oncophora, 1560 nucleotides long. Lineage: Eukaryota; Metazoa; Nematoda; Chromadorea; Rhabditida; Trichostrongylidae. The record is from the annotation of a GenBank genome assembly.